Molecule: messenger RNA, 1079 nt
Organism: Sinocyclocheilus anshuiensis
Lineage: Eukaryota; Metazoa; Chordata; Actinopteri; Cypriniformes; Cyprinidae
Product: galectin-9-like
Exons: 8
Coding region: 95-949 (284 amino acids)
Biological process (GO): positive regulation of gene expression; negative regulation of type II interferon production; negative regulation of CD4-positive, alpha-beta T cell proliferation
Cellular component (GO): nucleus; cytosol
Molecular function (GO): carbohydrate binding; galactoside binding
Source: RefSeq, a predicted model, not a curated record
AGACUACAACCUGUAAGUGGAUCAAUUGGUGGUCAGUCUUGAGUUUAAGAUUGAAGAAACACUUUUAGAUUGGAGGAGAGCAAAAUCUGCCAAAAUGGCACUGCAUGAGCAAUUGCCGUUUUUCAACCCAACUGUCCCGUUCUGUAGUCCAAUCCCAGGAGGAUUGCUGGAGGGAAUGAGUAUUACUGUAUGUGGACGGGUUUUUCCAGAUGCAAACAGAUUCCAUGUGGACCUUCAGAAUGCAGCUGAUGUUGCUCUGCACUUUAACCCUCGCUACAACAGUGGUGGGUACAUCGUGCACAACUCCCGCUUGAACGGCGUUUGGGGCAAUGAAGAAAACAAAGCUCCAACUCCUUUCCCGAGAGGCCAUUUGUUUACUCUGCAGAUCCUCAUCACACUGAGCUCAUACAAGAUAAGUGCCAAUGGGAAACCCUUCUCUGAGUUCAAGCACCGUAUGCCAUUGACACAUGUGGAUAAAAUUUGUAUGGCUGGAAUGGUCAGACCGAGUUUAAUCGCUUUCCAGUAUCUUGAGCCCGAUCAUCCUGUGCCUCCGGCAUCUUUGAAAGUCCCAUACAAAAGUAUCAUUGAUGGUGGAUUACGGUCUGGAAAAGUCAUCAUCAUUGAAGGAGUCAUCAAUCCUGAUGGAAUGGAGAUUUUUCUACGGCACAAAACUGGAAUUGCGUUUUACUACAGUCCUCGUUUUGAUGAGAAUGUGGUUGUGUGCAACAGCUAUGAGGAUGGGACAUGGGGCGAUGAGGAAAUUUAUGAGCUCAUGCCGAUUGAAAUAGGACAACCGCUGCAAGUCACCAUUUUCUGCAGUCAUCAGGGUUACGAGGUGUUUGUCAAUGGUGAACAAACUCACACUUACAGCCAUCGCUACACUAAUCUGGAGGAGAUUGAUGUUCUAGACAUUCGUGGAGAUGUGCAGCUGAGCUUUGUGCAGCCCUGACAAAGAUUUCAUCCAGAUCUAUGAGGAAAAAAUGUUCAAAACCUACAACAGCUGCAGUGAUGAUAAUAAUAAUACUUAAAAAUUAAUAAACACAGUCUGUUCUGCAGUGAUGUGUCCAACCUAUCGGUGC